Chanos chanos (milkfish) is the source of this 3988-nucleotide messenger RNA. Its product is annotated as ras-related protein Rab-8A-like. Lineage: Eukaryota; Metazoa; Chordata; Actinopteri; Gonorynchiformes; Chanidae. Bases 10 to 633 code for a protein of 207 amino acids. The transcript has 8 exons. The record is from RefSeq and is a predicted model, not a curated record. Gene Ontology annotation, molecular function: GTPase activity; GTP binding.
CUUAUUAAUAUGGCGAAGACGUAUGAUUACUUGUUUAAACUACUGCUAAUCGGCGACUCCGGUGUCGGAAAGACCUGCGUGUUGUUUAGGUUUUCUGAAGAUUCCUUUAACACAAGUUUUAUCUCAACUAUAGGAAUUGACUUCAAAAUCAGAACAAUAGACGUUGAUGGGAAGAGGAUUAAGCUUCAAAUAUGGGACACCGCCGGUCAGGAGAGAUUUCGCACCAUCACGACUGCCUAUUACAGAGGAGCCAUGGGUAUUAUGCUCGUGUACGACAUAACCAGUGAGAAAUCUUUCGACAACAUUAAAAACUGGAUUAAGAACAUUGAGGAGCAUGCCUCAGCAGACGUGGUGAAGAUGCUACUGGGCAACAAGUGUGACAUGAACAGCAGCCGACAGGUGUCUGUACAGAGAGGAGAGCAGCUGGCAGCGGAACGUGGCAUUACCUUCAUGGAGACCAGCGCCAAGGCUGACAUCAAUGUGGAAAACGCGUUCGUGACCUUGGCACGACAUAUCAAAGCUAAAGUGGAAAAGAAAAUGGAGCAAGGAGGGGGUACUCAGGGCGGAACGCAGGCGGUGAAAAUCACCCAAGACCAGCCCAAAAAGAACACCGUCCGCUGCCUGUUACUCUGAGGGGGUCGUGACCUGCUGACCCCUAAGGGGGCUUCUUCACAUCUCUCCAUCCAUAUCCCUGCUUCCGUUUAUUCCUUCAUUUCAUUUAUUCAUCCCUUCUUUUCUGAUUAAGGUCUGUUUGAAACGUCUUUGAAAGCCCCGCGUUUGUGCCGGGUUGAGAGGUGACUGACACAUCUGCGCAGUCGCAUGCGUGUGCCUGCAGCCGCAGGCAGCGUAUGCAUGAAUAUCGUUUUUUUAUCUUUCACGUGUCUACUACAGCUUCUUCCCCCCCGUCAGCCGCAUAAACUGCAUUGACCAGCUGUGGUGCUUUUCGAAAUAGCUCAUAAAAUACAGACACCGCCUGACCCUAACGACAAUUUCACAUGAAUUUAUUUGACCCUAUGACUAAGCGACUUUUCAUUUUGUAAAAUCUCUCUUCUGCCUGUUCACAGUCUCCUCAGUCUUGUCUCAAUGUUCAAAAAGAAAAAAACUGUCAUAAAGUCAGGUGGCAGGGAUGGAGAGUUUGGUUCAAAAUAGCGGUAAGGAUUUAGCUAAAAUGCACUUCGACCUGGCAGUUAUAGUGUACUGUAUAUCCGCUGACCUCAGAUCAGUUCUGUGUUGCUCAAUGAUGUCUUGACUGUAACAUCUGUCACAAACCUGAGCCCGUUUUAAUCUCGUUCACAUGUUAAAACCAGUUCUGAUAGAGUCAGGAACAUCUCAGGUUUUGCUCAAGGGAAUAAUGGCUGUUGUGUCGCAGAUUAAAAAAAAAACUGUCAUGCCUCAAAGGUAAUUUAUUUAUUUGAUGCCUAUACGGGAGAUUAGUGGUGUUGUAAUAUAAUUCUGAAAUAACCUAAAGGGCCUAAAUUUCACGUGUAAUUACCAUACUGUUUGUCAUUCCAAUAAUCCUAGUCUUCCUCAGGUGCACUUUGUUUUGUGUUUGAGAUUUUUAGAUCUGGUUUGAGGGAAAGUAGGCUGUCUCACUAAGGGAAAGGCUUUUUAGAUCUGGUUUGUGGGAAAGUAGGCUGUCUCACUAAGGGAACGGCUUUUUAGAUCUGGUUUGAAGGAAAGUAGGCUGUCUCACUAAGGGAAAGGCUUUUUAGAUCUGGUUUGUGGGAAAGUAGGCUGUCUCACUAAGGGGACGGCUUUUUAGAUCUGGUUUGAGGGACAGUAGGCUGUCUCACUAAGGGAACGGCUUUUUAGAUCUGGUUUGAAGGAAAGUAGGCUGUCUCACUAAGGGAAAGGCUUUUUAGAUCUGGUUUGAGGGAAAGUGGGCUGUCUCACUAAAGGGAUGGCUUUUUAGAUCUGGUUUGUGGGAAAGUAGGCUGUCUCACUAAGGGGACGGCUUUUUAGAUCUGGUUUGAGGGACAGUAGGCUGUCUCACUAAGGGGACGGCUUUUUAGAUCUGGUUUGAGGGACAGUAGGCUGUCUCACUAAGGGGACGGCUUUUUAGAUCUGGUUUGAAGGACAGUAGGCUGUCUCACUAAGGGGACGGCUUUUUAGAUCUGGUUUGAGGGAAAGUAGGCUGUCUCACUAAGGGAACGGCUUUUUAGAUCUGGUUUGAAGGACAGUAGGCUGUCUCACUAAGGGGACGGCUUUUUAGAUCUGGUUUGAGGGACAGUAGGCUGUCUCACUAAGGGGACGGCUUUUUAGAUCUGGUUUGAGGGACAGUAGGCUGUCUCACUAAGGGAACUGCUUUUUAGAUCUGGUUUGAGGGACAGUAGGCUGUCUCACUAAGGGGACGGCUUUUUAGAUCUGGUUUGAGGGACAGUAGGCUGUCUCACUAAGGGGACGGCUUUUUAGAUCUGGUUUGAGGGACAGUGGGCUGUCUCACUAAGGGGACGGCUUUUUAGAUCUGGUUUGAGGGACAGUAGGCUGUCUCACUAAGGGGACGGCUUUGGGUGCGUCCCUUUCUGAACUGCUCUGUCGGUCUGUGGUCUAAAGAUAGUGUGUACAUGAGACGGUACCUCAGCGUAAAUGUUUUUGUCGUUGUUGUUUGCAAACGUUAGGGUUAGAUCAUACAGUAAUGCUUUGUUAAUGAAAGCUCAGGGUACAAUUCUUCAGGGUUUUCUCUUCUUCCUGUCUGGGCUGCUUUUAAGCAUUUUAUGGCUUUUUUGGGGGGCUUUUCUGGAUCAAGUGUAUUGUCUUUUAUAUUUACUUUCCAGUAUUUUCAAAGUAUUUAUACACUUAGCAAAGUGCUUCGUAAAACCCACAUUAAACAGCUCAGUCCUCCCUGUGUGUUAGCUCUUGCUCUGAAAUUGGCCAGUCAGACUCCACAGAUGGUUAAUUUGACUAUAUAGGGCUAGAGGGUUUGAUUUUGAAUAGGCCAGACAUGGAAAAAUGUGUGUGUGUGUGUGUGUGUGUGUGUGUGGAGAGGGCGCACUGAUCUUGUGAACAAACCAAUGAUUAUAAGUGUCAAGGAAUGCGUUGCAAGUUUAAGUAUCAAAUGAUUGUCGUUUAAAAUGCUUUACCCCAUACAGAACUCUUAAUGCAUCCGUGUGAAUACCUUUCAAAACUAUUUUGUGAUGGAUGUCCAUCUGGAGACUGUUUCUGUUCGGGCCUUGACCUUCUGUGGCUGAUUUACAAAGUCAAAGUUCCUGGGACGGUCCGAUUACAAUAAUCUGGAGUGUGUCAGAUUAGGCUUAUGUGCAAAUGAAUCAUUGGCAAAAAGACACUUAGACCCCUGUGUGUUUAGAAGACCAGUGUGUUUAAUCUGAGGAUCAGUAAGACUAAAGACAUCCAUCCAUCUCUGGUCCGUGAUCAGCGGCCUCUGAUAUGUAGGCACGAAUGCUGAAUGCUAUUAGGAAUGGAACUGGUUUCUGAGUGUUGGAUCCCUGUUAUAAAUAUGUGUGGUAUGACAGGAAGAUAUUUUACCUAUCAGUCCAACGGUGUUCAGUCUCAGCUUCCCUUUAUCUCCUCAUCUGUAUAUCCUGGUUUACCUGUGCACACCUGUGUGUGUGUGUGUGUGUGUGUGUGUGUGUGUGUGUGUGUGUGUGUGUGUGUGUGUGUGCGCGUGUGUUUGUGUGUGUUAUUGUUUCAUACAGUCAGGGAGAUUCUUUUGCAGAUAAGGUGGGACAGAUACGGUCAGAAUUUUUUCAAGUUUAUUUUGGUUGUAUUUCCAUCCUGUUUGUGUCCCAGCAUGAAAUUUAAUGCAAAGUCAAAUGAAAAUGUAACAUCUCAUUAAACAUCUUUGUUUUGGUCUCGAAGCGCUGUUCAAAACCGAUGUUGAAAUCCCCACAGACUGAUACUACACAACAGAGUCCUGCGCCUAGAAAGUAUGGAAAUUCAUAAAUAUUUCUGUGUAUGACGAAUAAAACUAAAGAAAAAAAGAAGAUGUAAUCUUAAGUUUAAGUGCAUUAUCAAUUUAUUGUUAAAUAAA